CUGCUGUAAAUGGGAGGAGCAGGAACAGAUCGGAAGCAGAAAGGCGGACAGAAACAGGCAGAACACAGCAUGUUGAGUUUUGAUGAAUUAUAAUUCCUGCUACAGCUUCAACACUGUAAUCUGAUGCAAAGCAAUGAAUAUCAUCCCACAGUUACAACUGACCAUCACCCAACUGACAGAAACACAUCCUAUAAUACAGAGUAUAAUUGACAACAACCUCAAGAAGCUCAAGAUAUUACUGAAGGAUAAGAACGCAAAUGAUCUUUACGCUGGCAGAGAGUGGGGUUUAAUAACCCCACUGAUUGCUGCGGUUGUAAAUCACAACAGGGACAUUUAUACUUACCUGUUGCAAAAAGGUGUGGAUCCAAAUUGCAAAUCCCAAAAUGGCUGGACACCUUUGCAUUAUGUCUCAAUUACCAAAGCACCACUUAUUUUUGUGGAGAAACUGUUAGAAGCAAAAGCAAACCCAAAUGGAUGGACUCCCAAGCAGAUAUUCACUCCACUGCAAAUCGCUGCUCUCUGUGACAGGGAUGAUGUCAUGAAAGUGCUUCUCUCAGCUGGGGCCAUGGUAACAUUGCUGCCUAUAAAACAUCCUGACGAUUUGAUUUACAAUAAGAAAAUAGCUGAGAUGAUUCAUAAUUUUGCAUCCAAAGGACACAAACUAUGCGCCAAAAUCAGAUAUUUCUUGGAUGCGGAAAUUGCUGUGCCACAAGAACCACCUGAAAAAGUGUUCAGAACCUUCAACCAACACAUGCUACUGGAAGAUCCUCGGACCCAUUUGACCAUGAUUGAAAUGCUGUUUACCGUCUCUGGGAAACUUGCAGAAAAAUACAGACAGCGAAGUAUUAAAUGGCUAAAAGAAACAAAAAAUGUAAAUACCUACAUCACAGGUGCAGUCAGUCGCUUUUCAAAGAUCCCUAAGACAGAUGUAAAAAGAGCUAUCGAUAGUUUAAAUGCAGUUUUCUGCACAAUGGAAGACAUCCCCAAUGAGCAGUCACUGGAUAUCAUCCCUGAACUCCUCGCGCAACUUUGCCUAAAAGAGAGGCCUGAUAUUUGGGCCGCUGUUAUGCGAACACUGUAUGUGAUAACACAGAAGACAAAAGGCCCAAAUGACUGGGAUUCCAGCUUCAUAGAGAAGUUAUGCAAAACAGUUGCUCCGUUUGUAAAUGACCAGUACUCCUCUGACAUCAGGGUCUACACAUAUGGCAUCUUUGCCAACUUGCUGUCAGUUGAAUAUGCAGCAAACAUUUUUACAUCAAUGGGAAUAAAUUCAGUGCCUGAAGACAUACUGACAUCUGCAGAUAUGGAAAUGAAUGACAAGCUGAAAGAAGGGCUCAGACGCCUGAAAAGUCAUUUCAGUGAACCAAACCAGGAAUGUGAGGACAAUAAAUCCUUACCUGAAUCCAAGAAAAAGAAGAAGAAAAAGAAGAAGAAGAAGGAAAGGUCAGAAAAAACAGAAGACCCAAAUGAUGACGUUUGCGCUGCAGCAACUGAUCCAGCAACAACAGUUGCUUUUGUGGAAUCAACUUCAAAUGGGAAGUCAUCCCAUUUGAAGGCCACUAACUCAUCAGGAACACAACCAUGGCUACAGCUUAGCAAGAGGUGGAAGGAAAAACUAGAGAAGCUUGUUGGCACCGAUAUAAGUAAAGUAACCAGAAUUAAAAGCCUUACUUAUGUGAAUGAUGCCGAAUUCUGCAUCGCAAAGGGAAGCGAUGGUACUAAAGUCUUCUUGGGUCUGAGAGAUGAUGGCACGGAAGUUGCAAUUAAGAAAAUGGAUAAAGACAACUAUAAAGCGCUGAAGAAUGAGGAAGGAAUUCUGCGACUUCCGGAGCUUGACCAUCCAUCUAUUGUACGAUACGUUGAUGCUGCAGAGGAUGAGAACUAUGGAUAUCUUGCUCUCCAACUUUGCGAAUACACCUUGGAAGAACAUAUGAGAAAUAAUGAUGUUGGCCUGCUGAUGAAAAAGAAGCUGGUCUCUGAAGUUCUUGAAAGUUUGAGGGUGCUUCACUGUCAUAAUCCUCAAAUUCUCCACCGAGAUCUCAAACCACAGAAUGUUUUGAUUGAUGUUAGCGGGAGGGCAAGAUUAGCUGAUUUUGGCAUAAGCAGACGGUUACACAAUGACCAAACAACUGUGCGCACAGCCAGCGCAGGAACAACUGGUUGGAUGGCUGCAGAGACUCUAACCGAAGAAUCUGUCAUACCAUACAAAUCAAGCACUGAUAUACAGGUGGCAGGGAUGCUGAUCUAUUAUAUCUUCUCUGGAGGACACCAUCCAUUUGGCACAACCUUUGUACGUGUAUCCAAUAUUCUGUAUGGGAAGUACAGUUUGGAUCAUGUUCAAGACAUGGUGGCAAAGGAUCUCAUCGAGUGGAUGAUCAAUAAAGAACCAAAGGAAAGACCCAGAGUGGAAGAAUGCUUGAGUCAUCCCUUCUGCUGGCUUCCUCAUAAGCAAGUUGAAUACUUGGGAAAGAUUGGUAACAGAGAGGAGGUGGCAAACUGUCGAAAGGCUGACCAGGAACUGAUUAAUUCGUUGGAAGAAUGUGCAGGGGGUGGAUCCUUCAAACAGUGGAAAAAUAAGUUUCCUCAAGAGCUUGUACAGAAGAUGGAUGGCAAAAACAAAGCCUACCCUGAAAACACACUGGGAUUACUGCGCUUCAUACGCAACCUCCAUGAGCACUAUGCUAAAGAUGCAGCACAAGUGGAUGUAACUGAGUUGUUUCCUGAUCUAUUUGGAUGCAUUUACAAGUUUGCCAAGACCCAAGGAUGGAAUUCAGAGACUCCACUGAAGGAAAUGUUUCGAAGAGAAGACAUCGGAGCCAUCUUUGUGUUUCCAGCCACAAACACUGAGGAGCAUCUGAGUGCCCCAGUUCAAGAGUCUCAGCCCUGUGACUCUGAAUUCAAAAAGGAUGAAAGACCUUGAAAAUGACUUCAGUGUCUUAUAAGCAGAGAAAACAAGAAAACAUACACACACACAAGCAAUUCACACUUAAUCAUGGUAGCACAGGUGUCACUACUAACAUCAAUCGUGUCUUUUUGUAUUUUAGUGUUACAGUAAAACAUGACAGUGCUACAUAGUUUUUGCUGUCAUUUAUGGUUUACAACUGUGUUCUUCUUACUGUAUCAAAAUGUCUUCUGUGAAAUAAGCCUCUGAACCUGUUUUCCAAAGUCUCAUGACUUUCUUGUCACUUUAGUAUUUCUAUUUGGAAAGAUUUUAUUCUUUUACUUGGCCAUUAUUCUUACAAGGAAUUAUUCAGUUUCUUUUUUUCUACUGUCAUGGAAAUUUAGUCUAGCUUCUCACUCACGUCUUUUUAUAACCUUCUGGCCUUUCAGUAACCUUUUGGAACUGUGAUAACCUGUGGCCUCUCUGCAACUUUUUGCACUUCUGUCUUGACCUAACUGCACAACUGGAUUAUACCGUCUUGUUUCAAUAUUGUUCUUAGAAAAGAGGAACUGAUGACUACGACUUCCGCACUCUGAGUGAAAGUUUGUUUCAUUCUGUUCUUGUCCCACUCUGCAGACUGCUCUGAACUCUUUAUGAUUGUCUGACCUUUGUGUGAAGAGGAAAUCUCACCAAGACAUUCUGCUCUCUAUUAGUUUAAGAUUCUCAUGAAAUAGAACUUCUAUAAUACUUCACAUUUAUCUGAUGGCAUUAGUUGCUAGUUACUUCAAAAAUGAAUGAUGAAACACAAAGCAUAUAAGAAAAAAACAACAUAAUUGACUAUUAGAGUUGAGCCACCAUUAGGUCGUGCAGGUGGCAAAAAUAGAAUUUGUUUCACAGACUAAUGCAUCAUUAUUGCCUAAAAAAAUGCUGAUUUUAUUCUUAUUCAAAAAUUACUUCUUCAGAUUUUGCUUUUGUGCUUAGUUUUUACUGCUGAUAUAAUUGUAUUACUACCAUUUUUAAUGUUUUAAUCGUUUCAUUUUCACUGAUAUUGCUGCACUUUGUGAGGGGAAAAGACAUGGUUGUAUUUUUGUAUAUCCAGCUAAAAAUAAAAAUAAUCUUGACGUUC
Amphiprion ocellaris (clown anemonefish) is the source of this 4007-nucleotide messenger RNA. RefSeq lists its product as uncharacterized. Gene Ontology annotation, cellular component: IRE1-TRAF2-ASK1 complex. Gene Ontology annotation, molecular function: ATP binding; RNA endonuclease activity; protein serine/threonine kinase activity. The record is from RefSeq and is a predicted model, not a curated record. The transcript has 7 exons. Gene Ontology annotation, biological process: protein phosphorylation; mRNA processing; IRE1-mediated unfolded protein response. Lineage: Eukaryota; Metazoa; Chordata; Actinopteri; Pomacentridae. Bases 134 to 2920 code for a protein of 928 amino acids.